UAUAUAUUCAUGAGAAUAAUUCAGCGAGUGAUUUCUUUCAAAAAAUUUGGGGAACAAAACGAACGCCAUUUAGAGAGAAUUAAGUACCUGAUUAACCAUGACUGUCAAAACAUCCUCCCCGGUUCCGGCCUUCCAAACUCGGAGUACCGACGUUAUCAUCGUCGGCGCUGGACCCGCGGGAUGCAUGGCUGGAGCAACCCUGCAGAGAUAUGGUAUCGACUUUUGUUUGAUCGAUAAGCGUCCAACACGGACACAAACAGGACAUGCAAGUGCUUUCCAACCCCGGACGCAAGAGAUCUUGCAGACACUGGAUCUGCUUCAUAGCCUUGAUGGCAAGGGUCACCGGCUCACUGAGACCUCCUUCUGGAACCAUGAUGAGGCUGGCAACCUAGUUCGGGCCUUUGUAGGCGCCGAAGUAAUUCACCCAACCCCUUAUCAAUACCUAUUCAAUACAGACCAGGGUAUUACCGAAGACACAUUUGAAAAGUAUCUGCUAUCAAAAGGUCAGAAGAUACACCGUUUCAUGGAGCUCCUUCAUUACGAGUACAAUGAAAAUAAUUUCGAAUGGCCCCUUACUGCAUUUAUCAAGAAUAACGCUUCUGGGGCCAUCGAAGCGUGGCUGACAAAAUAUAUACUUGGGUCCGAUGGUGCAAGAAGUGCCACGCGCAAAGCAACAGGGGUGCAGUCAUCUUUUCGGGGCAGCGAAGAUGUCUGGGCGGUCGCAGACGUGUACGUGGAUACAAACUUCCCUGAUUAUAGAAGACGCUGCGCCAUUCGUACCCCACACGGCGGUUGCAUGCUCAUUCCUCGUAAGGAUGAAGGGCUUCGAAUUUUUUUGCAGAUUGGCGAAGGUAGUGAUAGUCAAGGAGCGUCGGAUGAUCAUGCCCCAAACAGUUCUCCAGGUCCCAACCUUCAUGAAUCUGUGCAUGAGAACAGCGCAUAUAAGCUCACUCAGAUUGUCCAAUCACAUAUCCACAAGGUGAUCCAUCCAUACAAAAUGGACGUUACCAAUAUUGUUUGGAUCAGCCGCUAUCUCGUGGGACAGCGAGUAGUCCACCAUUUCCAUGACCCGCGGCAGCAUGUUUUCCUCCUCGGCGAUGCUUGCCACACUCAUAGUCCCAAGGCAGGCCAAGGAAUGAACGUGAGCAUUUCCGACGCAUACAAUCUCACGUGGAAGCUGGCGCUUGUGAUGAAACGCGUUGCAGACCCAAGACUGUUACUCACCUACGAACAGGAACGACUUCAUAUUGCCCAGCAGCUGAUUGAGUUUGACGCCCGUUUUGCGCGUCAGUUCGGUGAAAAAGACAGCUUGAACAGUUCCAACCUCCGCGAUACCUGGGAAGAGGGUCAUGGGUUCACUAGUGGAUGCGGAUAUGAAUAUCCCGCCAGUCUGAUCGUCGAUCCUUUGAUUCGGACGGAGAUUGAUGAUCAAGCACUGGAGCCAUUAAGGCCGGGAAAACGAUUGCUCCCAAUUGAUUUGAUCCGCCAUGUUGACGGGACCCACGUGCGUUUGUUGGACGUCUUGCCAUCCAAUGGCAGAUUUCAUCUGUUUAUCUUUGGAGGAACGCAGAUUCUCUCGCCCCAGAUCAAGUCCUUGGCGGAAUCUCUUAAUUCUCCGCGGUCUCCACUGAGUUUGUUCAACCGGCUGCCGCUGCUUCACAUGGAACGAUUCCGUCAUGAGGAUAUAACCACUGACUCAGUACCCUCGACUAAUAAGAAUUACUUCAUCGACGUAUUUCUGCUUCAUUCGUCUGAUCAUUUGAGCUUGUCUCCGGACGAAUUUCCUCCACCGUUUUCUACUCACUGGCCAAUGCGGGUGUUUAGAGAUGCUGGAGGUGCUGGGCACAAACUAUUAGGCGUUGCUGAGAGUACCGGAGCUUUAGUGGUGGUCCGGCCAGAUGGCUAUAUUGGAUUGGUCACCCACAUGAAUGGUUUGGAGGAUGUGACAACUUAUUUUAAAGGAUUCAUGCUUGGACGUGCCUAAGCACAGAACCCAUGCUUCAAAGUUUCGGCCAGGAACGUAUUUUCGCUAAUAAUUCAACAACAAAUAGCACAUAAAUAUAGGGUUGUUCAAAAUGAGUGGAAACGAGUGCAAUCCGCUUUCCAAGUUCUCAAUGCAACACAACUCCGCCACUGGGUUUAAACGCCGUAUUAUCAACAUACCCAUGCAAUGAAAUGAAGUGCCUAGGGAUAGCAGAACGCCCUAUGUUGUACUGUAUCAGAGGUUGCAAUAUAUCAUGCUCUUCUAUACAAGAACAGAAUUGCUUCUUCUCGGGCCUUCAAAACUAGAGGUGUAUGACCUGGUGAGAGCACGAAGUGGCAUUUCGAGCAUAUCAUUUUCGC
This is a messenger RNA of Xylona heveae TC161, 2343 nucleotides long. RefSeq lists its product as hypothetical. Lineage: Eukaryota; Fungi; Ascomycota; Xylonomycetes; Xylonales; Xylonaceae. The coding region runs from base 98 to 1984 and encodes 628 amino acids. Gene Ontology annotation, molecular function: FAD binding. The transcript is spliced from 3 exons. The record is from RefSeq and is a predicted model, not a curated record.